Rhizopus microsporus ATCC 52813 is the source of this 2796-nucleotide messenger RNA. Its product is annotated as TBC-domain-containing protein. The coding region runs from base 1 to 2796 and encodes 931 amino acids. NCBI's taxonomy places the organism in Eukaryota, Fungi, Mucoromycota, Mucoromycetes, Mucorales, Rhizopodaceae. The record is from RefSeq and is a predicted model, not a curated record. The transcript is spliced from 4 exons.
AUGACAACAGCUGCACUAUUGGCACCUGAGAUUAAAGACAGGCUACAGGAACCAACAGUAGCUAAUGGCACUUCCUCAUCUCUAUUACAACCUGACUUUAAACUUGAAAAAUCAACUAGUACAAGUCUUGCUGAAAGAAGAAGACUUCCUGUAUCCCCUGAAAAGCUAAAGCUAUACAGCCAAAUCACAGCUACACAUACGCCCACAAAGCAACUUAAUCAAACAUUAAAGCGACUGGAAGAAGAAAAUGCGAAACUGCCACCUCAGGACUCUGAGGAGUAUUUGUUGGCUCGAUUAGAAAGACAAAAUGUACUUUUAAAUGCCGAUCCUAAAUCUGUUUGCAUUGAAUCAAAUCGUCUUCAAGCCGACUUUAAUACAGUUCGCAAACUAGUCACCGAUGCCACCUUUUCGCCUACUCGUGAAAACUAUGAAGAAUCAAUCCAGGCUAUGCUUGCCAAGAGUCCAAUCACAAGCACUACUUGCCUUACGACCGAUCAAGACGACUGGGACUUUUGGCAAGCAAUCGUUGAGGAUUAUCCUGCAGCUGCUGCUAAACUGCCCCAUCUGCUGUCAGCCAAGUUACGCUGUGGCGGUAUUCCUCAUCGUAUCCGUGGACUGAUUUGGCAGUCCAUGGCCCAAUCUAGCUCGCUUAAUCUUGAGUCUUGUUAUGAACAACUCUUGCAGGAAGAUUCCUCGUAUGAGCGAGUCAUUCAACGUGACCUCUCUCGUACCUUCCCUCAACUUGACAUGUUUAAAGAUGAUGGUGGUGAAGGGCAAUUGGCUCUUGGUCGACUAUUAAAAGCUUAUAGUCUAUAUGAUACGCAUGUUGGAUAUUGCCAAGGUCUUGCAUUUUUAGCUGGUCCCUUAUUGAUGACUAUGCCUGAAAAUCAAGCGUUUUGUAUAUUCGUAAGACUGAUGGAAACAUAUGAAAUGAGAACCAUGUUUACACUCAAUAUGGAAGGACUCCACCUUCGUUUACACCAAUUCCAGACCAUUCUAGCUCAAGUCUGUCCUCGUUUAGAAGCUCACCUCGAAGCCAACUCAAUCCAUACACCUAUGUAUGCUUCUCAGUGGUAUCUUACCUUGUUCGCUUACACUUUUCCUAUCUCGCUUGUUUUGCGUAUCUACGAUUUGGUCUUUGCUGAAGGUGCAGUUGAAACAAUCACACGUGUAGCUAUUGCCAUCAUGAAAAAGAACGAAGAGACGCUACUGGCUAUGGACGACUUUGAAGAGCUCAUGAUGUACCUCAGUUCACGCAAAUUGUAUCAAAUUGCUUACAACUCAGAUCCAGAAGCCGUCAUUCAGGAUGCUAUGUCGCUCAGUACGGUGAUCACCCGGCAAAAGAUGGACAGCAUUUCGGAAAACUACAACAAGGACCUUGAACAAGAGACGACACGAGCACAACAACUGCUCAAUAUUCGCUUCAGCGGCUGGAAGUCGAAAAAGAAGAACAAACGCGAGUCUUGGUUUAAUUGGGGCCAACCUACACAAUCAAUAUCAGCUGAGGAGAGUUUAGUGACAGAACAGCCUCCUUCCCCAACGACACCAGAUAGAUUUUCGCCAAUGCUCCACGAACAGAUCGAAGACUUGGUCAUGGCCGUUUCUGAAUUGCAGCGCGAGAAUACAAGAAUGUCUGAGGAGCUGAUGGCCCGACGUAUACGAGAGAUGGAUUUGCUUGCUGAACGUGAUCAGCUACUGAAGAAAGUCAAUAUCAAGGACACGGACGAGUUGGCCAAAAUCCGUGCAGAGCAGCCCAGUCCUGCAGAAUCAGUAGACAGACAACUUGGAGAAGACCAUGUCGAUAUCAAACUGCAGCCGGACUUUGUUGAAUCGCUUAAAUCAAGCGGUGAAUUUGGAGCGCUUGUUGCCGGAGCUUUGUCAAGUGAUAAGGAUAACAACAUGUCAGAAACCAAGUUUGAUGAAGUGACGUCGGAGCUUGUCAAUAUCAAGUUGGCUAAUUUUGAGAUGGGAUUAAAAUAUCAAGAGUUAUGCCAGAAUCAUGAAAACGUCCUCAAGAAGUUAAAGGAAACUCAAGAGGGACAAGCAGCUCUCGUGGAAAAGAUUAUGUCGCUUCAGACAACUAUUGAAAGCUUGCAGAUUGAUAAAGAAAAGCUCUUACAGGAACAAGAGGCACUGGUUGCAGAAAAUGAAGCAUUGAUCGAAAAGAAUACGGUUGCUAAAAAAACAUUGGCUGAUCUUCAGUUAGAAAAAAUGAAUCUCGAGAGCGACUGUCAGCAGUACAAAGAUCGUGUGAAAGAGCUAGAAGACCAGCGUCGCGAGUACUUGAUGCCUCGUGGAUCAUUUACUGAAGAGGUACUAGCAGCGCACCAAACCUUAUUUGGUUCCUCAUCAGCUGCACCGCCCAUGAACCGACGUCACACGGUCCACAUGGUAGAACAGGAAAAAGACAAGUAUCAAGCAAAGUAUAUCGAAAGCGAUCUGAAAUGUAGAGAGCUCGAAAAGCUGUUGGCAGAAGCAAAGUAUAAACUGGUCGAGUACGAAGCCAAUGCGGCAAGUACACCUGUGAGUUCACCAAGGGCCUCUCUUCAGCAGCCAAGAAGACCAAUUUCUAUUCAGACCAAGAGAAGCUCGCUUUCUGCGCUCAUAAACAAGUCAGGGCCUACAUCUCCUCCUUACACGGAAUCCAAUUAUACGGCAAGAGAGUCUAUUGAUAGUCUUCGAUCGACAACAUCGACAACAUCUCAAAAGAGAUCAAGUAUUUACAGCAGAUUCUUUAAUACCUUGAGCGGUGAGCCUUUGACAGAAGAAGCUCAAGCAAUGACUAACAAUGCAUAA